AGAGAGGCAGCCACUGUCAAGGCAGUUCUCUUCCCUCUAGGGAGGGCCGGGGCAAAAAGGCAAAUCCCUGCCUAACUCACCUUGCAAUUGAGACUCCAACUGCUGGCUUUUCAGAAGGUCUUGAAGUCUAGUCUAGGGAAACGCACUUUGGGAGGGUGGGGCUCAGAGACUGGCCCUAGUUCUGCUGACUGGCUAGCUAUGCGUACCCAAGGAUGUCACCAGAUGUCCCGUUCACCUUAAUUGUUAAAUGAGAAGGCCAGGGAGGAUGGUCUGAGAGUGCAGAUAAGAAGGGGUGAGACCUGUGCAAGAUGGGGAACCCGGAGGGCUGGAGUGGUUUGGGAGAUCAGCUUCACCUGCUCAUUGAAGGAUGGGGAAGGCCAAGGGCCCUCCAGCGUGGGUGGGCCUUGAGCGCAGAGAGCUGGAGUCUCUUGGGCUGCUCCUGCACAGUGUGCUCAGUGUUGCCGAGGCCUCAGAGAUGCUCCUCAGCCUUCCUGCAUCAGCCUCGUGUGCUCCAGCCCUUGAGUGGUUGCCUGCAGGGUCCUGGCUGUAGCCUGCUUGUCUGCGCAAACGUCCCUUAAACGCUGAGCGUGUGGAAACCCUCUCUAAUGGCCGUGGACACCUCUGAAGUGAACAUGCAGGCGGUACCCCCUCACCCCUUGACCUUUCUUAUGGCCUGCAGGGGUGCUCGUCCCACCCUGGUUCUCCCCACAGCCUGAUGCAUGCAGUGAAUGCCAAAGAGGCCAUGUGUGUGCCUUCUGCCUGCACCUCGGACUGCCCUUGGGGGCAUGCGGCAAGUUAACACUCAGUUCUUCUGUCUGAACACCCACCAGUCAAAAGGAGAAGGCAGAGCCCCUGAGCAGCGGAAGACAGAGCCCACCCAGCUGAAGACCAAGCACCUGAGAGAGUACACCCUCAAAUGCCACUCAAGCAUGCCCCGAAACAACACCUAUGUCAACUUCGAGCGUUUUGCCCAUGUGGUGGAGGACUUGGCUCGGGUGGACCAGGGAUGCCGUGCCCUGGCGGGGGCCCACGAUACCAUCCAGGAUGACGUGGAGGCCCUGGUCUCCAUCUACAAUGAAAAGGAAGCUUGGUACCGAGAGGAGAAUGAGCGCACCCGACACGACCUGUCUCAGCUCAGGUAUGAGUUCCGCAAGAUGGAGUCCUUGAAGAAGCUCCUGCGAGAAGACAUCCAGGCUGCAGGGGCCAGCCUUGGAGGGGUGGCCAGGAAAUUGGACCAUCUGCAGGUUGAGUUCGAGGCUCUGAGGCAGGAGCUGUCAACAGACCUACAGUGGAUCCAGGAACUGGUGGGCAGCUUCCAGCUGGAGAGUGGGAGCUCAGAGGGCCCGGGCUCUGCGUUCCACCGGGACACCAGUGUAUCCCUGUCGGAGCUGCUGAACAGAUCAUGCUCUGAGGAAGUCCUGGCCAGCUGGAAGCUCUGAGCACCCGAAUCCAGUCAGUGAUGCAUCCUGGAUGGUUUGCAGAAGCACGUUCUCAUCCGCCCUGCUGCGGCAUGCAGCUAGAAUUAAUUAUCCUGCAGGGGUGUGUGUCUGUAGCAUAGCCUUCCACCCCCUCCACAGAAGCCAGAAUCGCAGAGGUGCUGGUUCAUUAUUCAUUCUGCACCUCCCGCACCAAUCUGGUUUUCUGAGAGGGCGCUGGCAGGGCAGCCAAGCUGUUAAAACAAUUAGAGAAUGAAUACCCCUUAGUGUACCCUUCUCCAGAGGGAGGACGGCUGGCCCUGGGGAGCUGCUGGAUAAUUGA
Messenger RNA from Propithecus coquereli (Coquerel's sifaka), 1758 nucleotides. Its product is annotated as death-associated protein kinase 3-like. The record is from RefSeq and is a predicted model, not a curated record. NCBI's taxonomy places the organism in Eukaryota, Metazoa, Chordata, Mammalia, Primates, Indriidae. Bases 729 to 1439 code for a protein of 236 amino acids. The transcript has a single exon.